Molecule: messenger RNA, 231 nt
Organism: Penicillium cataractarum
Lineage: Eukaryota; Fungi; Ascomycota; Eurotiomycetes; Eurotiales; Aspergillaceae
Exons: 3
Coding region: 1-231 (76 amino acids)
Biological process (GO): mitochondrial respiratory chain complex IV assembly
Cellular component (GO): mitochondrial inner membrane
Source: RefSeq, a predicted model, not a curated record
AUGGCCACCGGAAUCUUCAACUCCACGUACUACGGCAAGGACUACCGCGCCGGUGCCGCCCUCCUGCGUGCCCGCCGGCCAUAUCUUUUCAAGAAUGCCCUGACCGGCUUCGGUCUAUUCGCCUUCUCAAUUGCUGUCUACACUUACACCAUCCGCGCCGUCGGCCAAGAAGAAUUCUCCGACGUCAAAGUCCCCGACGCCCCCGCCCAGAAACUCCCAGCCCAGAAAUAA